AUAUGAAAGAUGAUACAAUCACACCGGAUGAAGGAAAUCUUCGUUCAUCUAGAGCUAGUGGAAGUGAAAUUUUAAACAAUAUUAAUUCAGUACUGAGAAAUAGACAACGUCAACCUUCUGUACAAUCUCAACCUACUGUUUAUAACCAAUUUAUUAUACAAAUUGAUCAAUAUAAACACAAAAUAUAUACUUACGGAAAAUUACCAUUUUUGAUUAUUUUAAUUCCCGUAAUAGCAUAUAUAUUUUACAGAUUCAACACCCCGAAGCCGUCUCAAUUACCAUUAUCGGAUAUUAACGCACCAGCCAUACUCUUAAUCGGAAAAGCGGGCGCUGGCAAAAGUACAUUAGGAAAUUUAUUGUUGGGAACCUAUGAAGAUGAAAAACCGACUUUCAAUUUCUCUGAUAGCUUUUCAACGGUUACUCAGAACUCUAGCUUUGCGAGGAUUCAAAUUGGUGAUGAAAAUUAUAACAUUGUCGAUACGCCAGGAAUUUUUGACACUGAUAACCCCAACGAAGUUGUCCUAGAAAAAAUUUCUCGAACCAUCCAAAAAUGUGCUUAUGGGAUUAAAGCCAUAUUAUUUGUAAUUGAAGCAAAACGGUUCACGAUAGAACAAAAGGAAAUGGUCGACAGAAUAAAAUUAUUUCUAGGAAAAGAGUCUCUCCAAUACAUGAUUUCUGUCUUUUCCCAUUGUAGUCGUAAGCAGACCGAAGAUCUUGAGUAUUUUAAAAAGUUUUCUUGGAAUCAGGAAAUAAAGGCUUUCGUCAAUUCCAUGGGUAGUCGGUGGGCCAUUUCUCCGAAUCCAGAAAGUUACCCACCUAAUAAUCCUGUACGUAAGCAACGCCUCGAAGAUUUAAAAAAUCAUAUCGUCUCUAUAGAUGGAAAGUAUACGAAUGAACUGCUCGAAAAGGUCUGGAAAGAACAGGAAGAAAAUGAAAGAAAAACGAGAGAAGAGGAAGUGAAACGACAAAAAGAAUACGAUGAAAGUAAAAAGAGAGAAGGCGAAGCUAUUGCAAGGAAAAAUUAUGAGAAGCAGAGAGCAGAAGAUGAGAGAAAAGCAAAUGAAAGACGAAAAAUGGAAAUAAAAAAUAUUAAGGAUACUUUACUUAUACAAAUAAAUAUCCUAAGUGAGAAGGUGGCUAAUCUAACCAAGGAUAAUGAGAGCCUUAAUGAGAAAGUGGCUAAUCUUACCAAGGAACACGAAAGGGGAGAACACGAAAAGGCUGAACACGAAAAGGCUAAAGAGAAUCAAAAUUGUUUUGGGCUUGAGACACAAGUCGAACUUGAAUCAGGAAGGAUUAUUCAAAUGUCAGAACUUAAAACAGGAGAUCGGGUGUUAUCAAACAUAAGAAAUGGUAUUGCUGAAUACUCUGAAGUUUGUCUUAUUGCUCAUAUUGGUAAACUCGAACAUGAAGAGGAAUUUGCUAAAAUCAGCUUUACUAGACCGGAUGGAUCUAAAGGUCAAUUACGGCUUACAACUACUCAUUAUGUCUUUGAUGAAAAUUUAUCGAUCAUACUUGCCAAAGAUCUGCGUCCCGGAGAAACAAAAAUAUUGGUAUCAAAUGAUAACAAUAAGCUAGUUUCAGUCUUUGUGGAUGAUGUAACAAUCGAAUUGCAUGAUAAGUACAUUCGUUUCCACACACGAGCUGAGUCAGUUAUCGCCGAUGGUGUACUUUGUUCCUGUUAUGACCAAUGUCCACCGUCUCAAACGCUCAUGGAUUUGGUUUUUUUACCGAUACGUUUGUGGACUUAUUUUAUACCAACCAAGUAGAACGACUUCAUCCAUAUGUUAAAUUCUUUGAGACUAUAUACCUUUCAUUUAUAAGUUAUGGAAAAAGGCAAACGAACUUAUUAAAUACUAGAUCUAGAUUAGGAGGAUCAAAAAUAUAAAUAGAUUUAGUUUAGAUGAUAAUAUUUUCUUUAUUAGAAUAAGAUAACCUGUUUAACCUACAAAAUGAACUAAAUAAUGAUAUUUUGUCAAUAAAUUGGGAAUAAUUUGGUUUAUUAUUGAUAGUAAGCAGCUCCUAUAUAAAU
Rhizophagus irregularis DAOM 181602=DAOM 197198 is the source of this 2032-nucleotide messenger RNA. RefSeq lists its product as uncharacterized. NCBI's taxonomy places the organism in Eukaryota, Fungi, Glomeromycota, Glomeromycetes, Glomerales, Glomeraceae. Gene Ontology annotation, molecular function: GTP binding. The record is from RefSeq and is a predicted model, not a curated record. Gene Ontology annotation, biological process: protein autoprocessing.